AUGGAUGUAAAAGACGCAACAUACGGAUUAAAUCUCUUAUGUUGGGCUUGUCAAUGCAAAUCGAUAGAAGCAGUCAAAAAGAUAUUACAGCAAGGCGAUAUUGAUAUCAAUCAAAGACUGGGUCCUCAUCAAAUCACCGCACUUCAUGUGGCCGCCGCUGUAGAUUUUUCAUUUGGAAUCGAUUAUUUAACUCAGCAUCCAAACCUUGAUUUGAAUCUCAAAGACGUCUAUGGAUUGACUGCGGUGCAUUACGCAGCACGGCACUCUAAAACCGAUUCCAUGGCAACCUUAUUGGAAGCAGGAGCCCGUUCUGAUUUAUACGAUCGACAAGGAAAAUCUGCAUUACACUAUGCUAUUCGCAACGCAAACACGAAAAUCGCCAAUAUGAUCUUAUCGAAACGUGGAAGAAACAACCCGACUUUUACAAACUUAAUAUGGGCUUCUUUCAAUGAUAACAAUUGUCCUAUUGAAGAAUCUAUCAUCAUGGCAGUUGGAAAUUCAACAGAAAUGCUAAAGCAACUUUUAAUCGCCGGUUCGUUAAUAUCACUCCAGUCCGGUGGUUGGUGGGAAGACAGAUAUUUACAUAAACGAAAUAACCUCAUUGAACUAUGCAUUGAUUGGAAUCGCUUUGAUUGUCUGCGCUAUUUAGUAGUCAAUACCAGUAUACCUCUUUUGCCUCAAGCCCUAGACAAAGCCGUUCGUCAGCGCAAAUUGGAUUUUGUAGUAUAUCUAUGUGAUCAUGUCGGCAUCAAUCCAUGUCUCCAAAAUGGAAACAAUCCAUCACUUUUAUACGCUGCUAAUCAUGGGUUUAUGGAAAUGAUACCGUAUUUGUUACAAUCAACAACAUCUAUCGACUGUAUUCAACAAGCCAUUUUGUUUACAAGGAUGGUCGGAAAAGACAAGCAAUUCUGUGACAUACUAAAACAACAGUGGAAGCCUCCGACAGCCUCAAAUGAAUGA
Mucor mucedo is the source of this 960-nucleotide messenger RNA. RefSeq names its product ankyrin repeat-containing domain protein. The transcript has a single exon. The record is from RefSeq and is a predicted model, not a curated record. Gene Ontology annotation, molecular function: protein binding. NCBI's taxonomy places the organism in Eukaryota, Fungi, Mucoromycota, Mucoromycetes, Mucorales, Mucoraceae. The coding region runs from base 1 to 960 and encodes 319 amino acids.